Molecule: messenger RNA, 1377 nt
Organism: Truncatella angustata
Lineage: Eukaryota; Fungi; Ascomycota; Sordariomycetes; Amphisphaeriales; Sporocadaceae
Product: pyridoxal phosphate-dependent transferase
Exons: 2
Coding region: 1-1377 (458 amino acids)
Biological process (GO): arginine metabolic process
Cellular component (GO): mitochondrial matrix
Molecular function (GO): identical protein binding; transaminase activity; pyridoxal phosphate binding
Source: RefSeq, a predicted model, not a curated record
AUGGCUUUCCGACUGCAUGCUCGGAGAGUCGUGGCCUCUGGCCGACGAUAUAUCUCAUCUGCACCAUCUGCAACGUCGAACCUGUCCCAGGAGGCUCAGCAGGCCAUUGCCCGAGAUGCGGCCUUAUCGCAUCCAGACCCCCAUGAGACGUCCGCCAGCGCUUCCUUAGUGAGCGGACAUCAGAAGUAUAUGCUAGCAACAUAUGCUCGGCCGCCUCCGGUGUUUGUGAAGGGUGAAGGAUCUUACUUGUAUGAUUUGGAGAAUCGAAAGUACUUGGAUUUCACAUCGGGUAUCGCCGUCAAUAGCCUUGGUCACAGUGACCCAGGUAUGGCGAGGAUAAUCGCAGACCAGGCCAAGACUUUAUGGCAUGCUUCGAAUCUCUACUACAACCCCUGGACUGGUGCUCUUUCAGAACUUCUGGUGCAGAAGACGCUAGAGUCUGGAGCUAUGCACGAUGCUGCCACAGUGUUCGUAUGCAACUCGGGAUCCGAAGCUAACGAGGCUGCGAUUAAGUUCUCUCGCAAAACCGGAAAGUUGCUGGACCCAUCCGGUGCUAAGCACGAGAUCGUCUCUUUCCACCAGUCUUUCCAUGGCCGAACAAUGGGAAGUCUGUCUGCUACGCCUAACCCCAAGUAUCAAGAACCUUUUGCGCCGAUGCUGCCCGGUUUCAAAUAUGGCACAUACAACGACAUCGCUGGUAUCAAGGACCUGGUCACUGACAAAACUUGCGGGGUCAUCAUUGAACCAAUCCAAGGAGAGGGAGGUGUGAACGUGGCAACGGAUGAGUUCUUGAUUGCAUUGGCCAAGCGAUGCCGCGAAGUUGGUGCUGUUCUCGUGUAUGACGAAAUUCAGUGCGGCAUGUCACGGACUGGUAAUUUCUGGGCACACGGACAUCUUCCCCAGGAAGCUCACCCCGAUGUCAUCACGACUGCUAAAGCUCUUGGCAAUGGUUUCCCAAUCGGUGCCGCCAUCGUGAACAGCAAUGUCAGCGAGAAAAUGAAGGUUGGCGACCACGGUACUACGUUUGGUGGCAAUCCGAUGGCUUGCCGACUUGCGCACUAUGUGGUCUCUCACUUGACUAAUCCUGAACUUCAAAAGGAUGUGAUCGUCAAGUCAGACAUCUUCCGCAAGAGGUUUGAUCAGCUCCGGCAACGUUUCCCCGACCUAAUCACUGAGGUUAGGGGUAAGGGUCUCAUCCUUGGUCUUCAAUUGACCCAAGAUCCUACCUCUAUCAUCAAGGCUGCUCGAGAAAGGGGCCUCCUCAUCAUUUCAUGUGGCACCAACACCUUACGUUUCGUGCCCCCAUUGACCAUUACUCCCGAGGAGAUCGAGAGCGGUCUGAACACUCUGGAACGAGCCAUUGAGUCGACUCGAUAG